AUGGCUACUGUGACAUCCAGUCAUCAUCAUCGCCACCACCAUUGGACUCAUCCAUCGAGACCCUUACCAAGCCGGAAGCCCUGCAGCGCUCGUGUUUCCUCGUCUGCUCCCUCCUCCAAGUCGACUGCCUCUUCAUCAGUCAUUCCAUUCUCAAGUGUGUUUCUUUCCUCUGCGUCAGCUAUCAGCUCGCCACCAAAGGCCUCUUCUACUCCUUACGUGAGGCCAUCUCCCAGCCAUUCGCCGCAUUGGACCUAUAGCUCCAGACCUCUGCCCCAUCGCAGCCCGUGCUCUUCUUCUUCUGGGGCCAUCUCUACUUCUUCAAGUCUUGUUUCAAUUCCUGUUCCCAAGGCCUCCACUACCCCUGUUGUGGUCAUUCCCUCUGGAGUACCGCACUCCAGCGGGGUGUCUGUUACCGAGCAGGUCUCUUCCUCGCACGUUUCUUCACAGAUCAGCCUCUCUGGACCUUCAUCUACUCCUACCGCAAUUGUCGUUCCUGUGUCCAAGCCCGGACAAUCUAUAUCUCAAUCGAGCUCAUCUCUUGGGGGUACUACUGCAUCUGAAUCUGCUACAGUGCAAUUGACUACAUCGACUGUUCUCUCUACUCGCACAGCCACCAUCACCGCAUGCCCCUCCACAGUUGUCAACUGCCCUGCCAGCUCAAAGACAACCUUUAUUACCACAGAGACAGUCGUUCUGUCUACCACAAUCUGCCCUGUCGCCGAAGGUAGCAGUGCUACUCAGACCGUGCCCUCCCUUCCAACUGCUACUGGAAGCAUGGGGAACUCUGGCUCGGCGCACAAUGGCUCGGAAUUGACCACGUCCACAAUCUACAGUACUCGCACUGCCACUAUCACUGCAUGCCCCUCGUCGGUCACCAACUGCCCCUUGAGAUCGAAGACAGCCUACCUGACCACCGAGACUCUGAUCGUUUCCACUACUGUCUGCCCUGUGACCGAUGCCACUGCCACUGCUGGUGCCGUCGCAACUCAGGAUGUCACCUUGCCAGCUGUGACACAGAUUGCUGGAGGCAAUGAUAACGGCGGUUCCCAGAUGACUACUUCCACCAUCUAUGCCACCCGUACAGUUACCAUCCUUGCCUGCCCUAAAUCAGUUACCGACUGCCCUUUGAGAUCUAAGACCACCUCCGUAGCUGUUCAGACCGUGGCUGUCGCAACUACUGUCUACCCUGUUUCCCCAGUGUACACAACAAUCAAUGCUGAAGGCGCUGGUACUGUUGGUGCUACUGUCACUGUUGCAACCGCCCAAGCUACCCAAACAGGUGCUUCCAUCCAGGAUAUUACCACCGGAUCUGAAUCUGGCUCUACUGGCAUGACAAAGUCUGUGGGUACAAGCUCUGGUGAGAGCUCAAACUCAGAUGCUACCUAUACCACCUUCCUCGCCGUGGAGUCCUGCUCCGAUGAUGGUACAUGCACAGGGUACGUCAAUACCAUUGUGAUGACCCAGACUGGUAUAGCCCAAACUACCGGAACCACCACCGCCUAUGUUCCUCACUUUACUGCUGGGGCUUCAAACAACUGGACUGCUCCUGCCUCCGGUUCUGCCUCUGGCUCUGCCUCUUCGACUCCUGCGUGGGUCCAGAGCACUUCCCCCAGUGGAAUGACCACAGCCGUUGCUUCCAUCACCAGCAGCGCUGUGAAUGCCGUGUACACUGGUGCCGCUUCAUUAAGCCAAUUUUCGAUGAUCCAGGUCGCUGCUACUUUGACUGUGAUGAUGGUGGCGAUGCUUGGCUAA
Molecule: messenger RNA, 1752 nt
Organism: Penicillium antarcticum
Lineage: Eukaryota; Fungi; Ascomycota; Eurotiomycetes; Eurotiales; Aspergillaceae
Exons: 1
Coding region: 1-1752 (583 amino acids)
Source: RefSeq, a predicted model, not a curated record